Molecule: messenger RNA, 7184 nt
Organism: Esox lucius (northern pike)
Lineage: Eukaryota; Metazoa; Chordata; Actinopteri; Esociformes; Esocidae
Gene: usp8
Product: ubiquitin specific peptidase 8
Exons: 19
Coding region: 834-4136 (1100 amino acids)
Biological process (GO): Ras protein signal transduction; protein K63-linked deubiquitination; protein K48-linked deubiquitination
Cellular component (GO): postsynaptic density; midbody; extrinsic component of endosome membrane
Molecular function (GO): cysteine-type deubiquitinase activity
Source: RefSeq, a predicted model, not a curated record
AGUUACAUUACCCAGCUUGUAGUUAACUACACUGUAAUUAAUACAACUUCACAGUUCGUUUGUUUUACAGUAGCUAAUUGCUCUUAUGGAUUACUAUAUAGCUAGCCUAAUAAUUACAAAUUUUUAAUUAUUAGUGGAAUAAAAACAGUCUAAUCGCACGGGCUGUUACAAUAACAAAUCUGAUCAAUAAAGUGUUAAAUCCAGUUGUUUGAUGCCAUCACCCCUUACAAAUUAAAAUCAAACAGCGAAAUCACUCAAUGUUAGCCUGCUCACGUUCAGUUUUAUUUCUUCUGCAUCGGCGUGAUAAUCAAUUGCAAAGGUGAUUAUCUAGAAAACCGGUGUGUAAAAUAAGCCAUUCCAACACCUUUGUCUCCCAAAUGGUUCUUUGUUUAAAAUCCUUCGAUGAUAUUGUUUCACAGUAUUUAUUUACCCAGAAAUUAUUUUUGGGUGCAUAUGCGAAAUAGUCUGAAAACGAGGUUAAAGAGAACUUUACUGAAAUUAAUGUGGUUUUAGAAGUCGGUGGUAGACAUGCUGGGAAAAUAGGUUUAGUAGAUUAUGUAUUACCAUCAACCCAGACUUUAACCCUAAAUAUAACCUCAGUACUUUGAUACCUAGCCUUAACACUAAUCUUAGUAAAGCUUUAACAUGUUAUGUUUUGGUAGCACAAAAUAAUGUACCCAAAGCACGGGCGAAAAUCUGAUCUCAAGUUUGGAGCAAUUUUUUUUUCUUCUCAAGAGCAAUUUUUGUGGGGGACACCAAAGAGAUUUUAGGACCGGAAUAUGUAAACGGUGUGCAUUCCCUGGUGAUCUUUCCAUACAACCCACCGUCUGAAGAUGCCUGCGGUGUCCAGUGGGGUGAAGGACUUGUACCUCUCUACUAAUUUGGGGGACCUGAACAAGAAAGCUGAAGUCAAGGCUGACAAAAGCAGCACGCGAAGUUAUGUCCAAAGUGCCUGCAAGAUCUUCAAGGCAGCAGAGGAGUAUCGGCUGGAUCGAGACGAGGAGAAGGCAUACGUUAUGUACAUGAAAUACCUAACGGUCUAUGAUCUGAUCAAGAAGAGGCCCGACUUCAAACAGCAGCAGGAGUUUUUCCUGUCCAUGCUUGGACCCACCAGCUUUAAAAAAGCUAUAGAAGAAGCAGAGAAGCUCUCUGAAAGCCUUAAACUCAGGUAUGAGGAAGUCGAGGUUCGCAAAAAACUUGAAGAGAAAGAGAGACAAGAGGAGAAGAAAAAGAGGGAGGAGAACACUGAAAAAUUGGAAGGGCGGGCCUCCCUAAAGGGAGUAAAAGAGAACAAGAAGGAGAACAAGGAGGUGAAAGAACAAAAUGAGUUGAAAAAUGUACCUUCGAAAGCGGCGUUGCCAGCAGGAGGGAUCUCCGCAGAGAUGUUGUUCAAGAUGAUGCAGGACCAAACCAUGACGGUCAUUGUGAUGGAUGCUCGUAGCCUCCAGGACUUCCAGGAGUCUCAGAUCCAGGUUCCCGCACAAACCAUCAUCAGUGUCCCCGAAGAAGCCAUCAGCCCAGGGAUCACUGUGAACCAGAUAGAGGCCAGGCUACCCAGCGGGUCCAGAGAGACAUGGAAGAGAAGGGGUUUCGUAGAUUACAUCAUCCUGUUGGAUUGGUUCAGCUCUGUCAGUGACCUCCGUCUGGGAACCACCCUGCAGAGCCUCAAAGACGCCCUCUAUAAGUGGGACAGCACCACCAUCCUGCGUAGUGAGCCCAUGGUACUGGAGGGAGGAUAUGAGAACUGGCUCCUGUUUUACCCCAUGUUCACCUCCAACGCCAAAGUCAGACCACCCCGAACACACAACUAUAACACUGUGCCACAUCUGAACUUCAGUUACCCGUCACUGGAGGAACCCAAGCCUCCGACCCCCCCGGCCCCCGAGGCGGACCUCGAACCCCAGGCCCCCGCCGUCCCCACGGGUUACAUACAGGUGAAUGGUGCCCCCCCGAAGGACCUGGCUCCUCCCAAACCCGAGGCCACUUCCACAGAGACAGAGGCUGACGCCACAGACUCAUCCCAGACAGGGCCCACUCUCCCUGGGGUGGACCACAGCCAGAAGGGCCCUGGGUCUGGACCCGGCACGCCCAGUCAUCCUGCCGGGACAGCCAAGCACAUCCCACAGAUUGACCGUACCAAGAAGCCAUCGGUGAGGGUCUCCGACAGGUCUAAACCCCCCCUGGAUGCCCUCCCUAAGGACAAGGACCUCCCGCCCCCCUCCUUGUCCUCCCAGAACGGCCCGGGCAUCCCCCAGCCCAACCGCUUGGUCAAGCCGCCCUUUGACCCCACUACCCCGCUGACGGAUGAGGAGCGCAGUCAGAUCCACACGGAGGCGGCCGCCCUGAUGGAGAAGGCCCGCAGAGAGCAGGAGCAGCGCCGGGAGCGACGCGCCGAGGAGGAGCUGAGGGAGAGGGAGCUUCGAGAAAGCCAGGAGAGAGAAGAGAGGGCGAGGUCGGAGAAGGAGAUGGAGCAGAGGAGAAAGCAAGAGGAGGAGGAGGAGGAGAAGAGCCAGGAGAGGAAGAGACUGGAGAGACAGAAGGCGGAGGAAGAGGUGAAGGAGAACAGGGUUGGGGAAGAGAGGGAGAAGAGGGACGACAUGCCAAUGAAGAGCGCUUCGCUGGACUCGCCAGUUCCUCACCGUGUCGUCAGUGAGAUUAAGCGGGAGCCCCUGACCAGAGCGAGGAGUGAGGAGAUGGGUAGGAGUGUCCCUGGCCUGCCUAUUGGAUGGAUGAAGUUUUUGGACACAGUAACCGGUACCUACCGUUACUACCACUCUCCAACCAACCGGGUGCACCUGUACCCCCCUGAGGUCAGUGUGCCCCAGACGCCCCCCACCACCCCCCCGACAGACAAACACAGGCGGCCCCGGCCGGCAGAGCCUGACAAGAGCGUGGAGCGCGACCGGGAGCAGUCCAAGUUGAAGCGCUCCUACUCCUCCCCAGACAUCGCACAGGACCUGAGGGAGGAGGGGCUGAAGAAGGUCAUGCCUAUUACUGUGGCCACGCCCCCAGCCUUCAACAGAGAGACCAAACCCUCCACCACUAACGUCUACGCCAAGGUCGAGAUCGCCCGCCCGUCGGCGGCUAAGAUACGCAACCUGAACCCCGUGUUUGGCGGUCUGGGCGCCUCCCUGACCGGCCUGCGUAACCUGGGCAACACGUGCUACAUGAACUCCAUCCUGCAGUGUCUCUGCAACACCCCAGCUAUGGUGGACUACUUCAACAAGAACUGCUACAAGGAAGACAUCAACAGGGCUAACAUUCUGGGCCACAAGGGCGAGGUCGCGGAAGAGUUUGGUGUGAUCAUGAAGGCUCUGUGGUCGGGCCUGUAUAAGUGCAUCAGCCCACGGGACUUUAAGAUCACCAUAGGGAAGAUCAACGACCAGUUCGCUGGCUACGAUCAGCAGGAUUCCCAGGAACUGCUGCUCUUCCUCAUGGACGGGCUGCACGAGGACCUCAACAAGGCAGAUAACCGUAAGCGCUACAAGGAGGAGGAGAACGACCACCUGGAUGACCAGCGCGCGGCCGACCUGGCCUGGAGCAAACACAAGCUGCUGAACGAGUCCAUCAUCGUGGCUCUGUUCCAGGGUCAGUUCAAGAGCACCCUCCAGUGUCUGACAUGUCACAGGAAGUCACGCACGUUUGAGACGUUCAUGUACCUGUCCCUGCCGCUGGCCUCCACCAACAAAUGUUCCCUGCAGGACUGUCUGAAGUUGUUUUCCAAGGAGGAGAAGCUGUCCGAGAACAACAAGGUGUUCUGUCGACAUUGUAAAGCUCACAGAGACUCCACAAAGAAGCUGGAGAUCUGGAAAGUCCCUCCCAUUGUACUGGUCCACCUGAAACGUUUCUCAUACGAGGGUCGUUGGAAGCAGAAGCUGCAGACGACAGUCGACGUCCCCCUGGAGAACCUGGACCUGAGUCAGUACGUGAUCGGACCCAGAACCAGCCUGAAGAGAUACAACCUGUUUGGAGUGUCUAACCAUUAUGGCGGUUUGGACGGUGGCCACUACACUGCCUUCUGUAAGAACGCCGUGAAACAGCGAUGGUACAAGUUUGACGACCACGAGGUCUCUGAGAUCUCCACCUCUGCGGUCAAAUCAUCAGCAGCGUACAUCUUCUUCUACUCCUCCCUGUGAGGGGGGGGGGGUGCCCUUUGUACUUCUGCAGUACCCCCUAGGGGUAAAAAGGCUAACUACAGGCUUACUAACACCAAGGCUGCUUUGACUUGGCUCCCCCUGCUGGUGGGAGGAAGGAACUAAAAUUACUGAGGUUAGGAGUUUUUUGUUUUGUGAACUGGACGAAGAGGUUUAAAGGUUUCGCUGUGGUGUUAAAAGAGUGGGUCAGGCUGGUGUGUGUGCACCAAGCGAGAAAGACAGGGUUAUGUAGGCACCUCAGAAACGCUUUAGCUCACGGGGGACUCCGCAGCUGUUAGAAAACGUCUAUUCAGAUUACUCUAGAGAACCGGGAAAGUGUAACACACAAACCCCGACAUAUGUGAACACACACCCAUCCCAGAUCACUCCCACUGCUACGUAGACCAUUUAACACUAAACCUAUACUCCUAUAAACCAAACUUCCAUACUGUUCUUCGUGAUAAUAUAUUGCAGUGCUAGGAAAACCUGGUCUGGACACCAACAUUGUAAUUCUGUUGUUUCCGCGCUUCAGUUUGUGGAGAGGAUGGGCUUUUCCCAACAUUAACAAACCUUCCUUGUGCUUCUCUGUACUGUGAAUCUUCUAGUAAACAGGUAUCAAGACAGAAUUGUGUUAUCAAAUGAUAGGGAUGUAUAGUUACGUGAGUGCGUGCACGUGAGUGCGUGCACACGUCCAGAAAUAGUAACUGCUUUCUGCGCAUUUAAACAAACAUAUUGUACAUAGUGUUGAGGGGAAUUCUCUUAUCUAUUUAUAAAGUGACCAAAUGGAGUCUUUUCUUAUUCUGUUAAACACCUAGCUGGCAUGAUUGGUUUCUUUUUGAUAAAGGUGUGUCCUAGGCCAUAUGCUUAGAGGGUGUGUGUUAGAAAUGGCCCUCCAAGUGCGCUAACUGGUCAGAAGCAGUGCUCACUGUAGGAAAUGGGGUGUCAUUUCAGAUGCGUUUUGGAACUUCUCAUGGUGAGGAGUUCAGAGGUUUCCGUGUGCAGUUAGAGAGGAUUAUAGGUUUGUUUUGAAACAAUCCCCUUUAUUGUGUCCUUUUAUAGGGGGAAAUGGUGAAUAAUUUGUGUCACCCAGAAUAAUCCUCUAGUUAUUUGUUAAAAAUUAAAAAUAAUAUGUUUUAGCCCGAGACUGAGAAGUGGAUCAUUAGGCCUUAUCAAUAGUGUAAUCAAUUCCUCUCACCAGUUACCAUUCCAUUGAUGUAAACCAAAACUGUUCUUUUUGUUUUCUUAAAUACCUGCAUACUAUACAUACAAUUACAAGCAUUUAGUGAACGUCCCUCUUUUAUAAAGGCAUUUUAUUGGUUUAUAGGCCCAAAUCAUAGUGCACGAAUGCAAAGACGAGGUAGUCCAACGUCGUGACACGGCUUCAUGGCUCUGAGACAACCCUGCCCUGGCAUGAUGGACAGCCAAAACAUACCUACUCACACAGCCAACACCGCUCCGGGGCGCCUUCUCUAUUCACACGUGUUGACAGCUGGAACAAGGAAGAAAUCCGCCAGACCAGUGUUCUAGAACAAGCAAGCUGUGCUUGCUCACACAGGUUUGGACUUAAGCCCCAAAGCCCUAUCGGGAUUGCGUAAUACUGUGGUUGAUUCAUUCCAGGCCAGUGGUAUUUAGUGCUGCUGAUUGAUCUGUAAGCGGUUGUGUUUGGCUGACAGAGAAAGCCUUCUGUCUACAGCCUCGCUGAAUUUUAUUCCCUAGGCUCUGGUCUUUUUAUUACUUUGAGGUAGAACUACAGCUGGUGUGCGCCUGAAUCUGAUUAGAAUUAUUAACGUGUUCCAAGUUAGAGAGAGAGAGAGAGAGAGAGACAUUUUCUCUCUCUCUUAGUCUUUCUGGGCGUCUAUGUGUAAGCACUGUGUUUAGCGGGGAGGGGAGGAGUGACAUCAUAACUGUCCCGGGAUUGAGUUUCCAACAUCACCAUGACGUGCAGGGACAAAUGACUAUUGACUCCCAAAUGACACCACAUUCCCUGCGUAGAGCUUUCCUUUGACCAGAAGCCUAUGAUGUCUGUAGAGGCACUAGGAUGCCAUUUGGGACACGUAAUAUCGAUCUCUCAAUGUAGAUAGGAGUUCCCUCUGACCACAGGCCAGGCGACCCAAUCCUGGUUCCUAAUAUCUAAAUCUCCAGGAAAUCAGUUUGUUUAUUUACAUUUUGGAAAACUGUUCCAAAGCAUUUACACACUGUGCUUGAGAGACGGGUGGUCAAAGUAUGAAUUGAUUCUGUUUUAGUUGUGUAUCCGCUUGGGGUUCCUAUGGUGUAUUUUGCUGUGUACUCAUAUAUUCCUGGUUCACCGACUACCUGCUCAACAAAAACAUCGCCCCAAAGCUGAAUGUACUUGGGGAUCCCUGAUUUAGGGGAUGUAGACAGAUCUGGUCUCAGACCAGCGGUUAGGAGCAACAUGUGCCAUCGCACAUAUAUGGACUGGUGGAAGCACCAAUCACACUUAAGUGCCAGUAUUCAUAAAGUGUCUUGGAGUAGUAGUACAGUCAAUGGGAUCAUACACUCAUCUAAAAGGCCCAACUUCUUAACAAAACCUAGGAUAUAGGUGGACAUGAUAACAUUUUGUGAUUGUAUCCAAGAGUGUAGUUGUGACCUCGUCGAAGUCGAGAACCUUCUCAUCGGGGCUCGAUAAGGGCGAACAUAUGUUGCAGCUCUUCCCAAAGUGAACACCGGAAGUCAUUAGGACUUUGCACCACCAUUGGGAACUCCCGGUCACGACUGGCUGGGACGCAGCCAGGAACUGGUACCCCAAGGCACUUGAUGGCCUCUCAGAUGACCAAGCCCUCAUCAGCUGAGACACUUCAUGAAUACUGGCCCUCUAGGGCAAGAAUAUUACUGACGUCUUAAAAAGUCAAAGCUUAAAAACGUUGCUCCGAUAAGUAUUUACUGGUCUUAGCAUGAGAUCAGUGUAAUUUUGAUUAUUCUUUUAUUGCUAAGUUUUCGAUAUCAUAACACUUGUAUAACCCCGAACCUAUAUAAAUAAAUAGAAAAUGUACCUAUUUAUUAAAAAUCCUACAAAUAAAGCAAAUACUCUUG